CAGACCAACCUACAGAUAAGGACGUGGAGAAGCAAGCGGGGCGGGCGCUGCGAGGCGACGGCUGGGCCCGGGAGGCUGUCACCCGGCUGCCGCCCCGCCACAGUCCGGGGGCGCCAUCUCCCCUGCGCGUCGCUCCGGCCCGGCGCGGUCGCUUUCUCUUUCCUGCCAGCUCCUGCUCGGCGGCGGUGCCCGGGUUUGUCUCCGCGUCGCCCCAGCCUCGCCCUCGGCCUUGCUCGGAGACUCCUGGACCCCCGGGGAGCCGCCAGAGCCGGAAUCAUGGAGGAGGUGUCGUCAUGCUCCCUCAACAGCACCACUCUGUUCCAGCAGGAAGAUGCAAAAGGGAUCACCUACCGGAUCCCAGCGUUGAUCUACAUUCCUCCCAGCCGCACCUUCCUGGCCUUUGCAGAGAAGCGGUCCACAGUCAAAGAUGAGGAUGCCCUCUACCUGGUGCUCCGGCGAGGGCUGAUGACGGGGCGCUCCGUACAGUGGGGUCCCCUACAGCCACUGCUAGGAGCCACAUUACCUGGGCAUCGGACCAUGAACCCCUGCCCUGUGUGGGAGCAGAACACUGGCCGCGUGUACCUGUUUUUCCUCUGUGUGCAGGCCCAUGUUACUGAGCGUUGCCAGAUUAUGUGGGGCAAGAAUGCCUGCCGUCUCUGCUUCCUUUGCAGUGAGGAUGCUGGGUGCUCAUGGGGUGAAGUGAAAGACCUGACUGAAGAGGUCAUUGGCUCAGAGGUGAAGCACUGGGCCACGUUUGCUGUGGGCCCAGGUCAUGGCAUCCAGCUGCAGUCUGGGAGGCUGAUCAUCCCAGCCUAUGCCUACUAUAUCUCGCACUGGUUUCUCUGCUUUCCAUGUUCAGUCAAGCCCCACUCCUUGAUGAUCUACAGUGAUGACUUAGGAGUCACAUGGCACCAUGGCAAGUUCAUUGGGCCCCAGAAGACAGGGGAGUGCCAAGUGGCAGAAGUGACUGGGAGGGCUGCUAACCCUGUGCUCUACUGCAGUGCCCGGACACCAAGCAGAUUCCGAGCAGAGGCUUUUAGCUGUGAUUAUGGUGACUGCUUUCAGAAGCCAACCCUGAACCCACAACUCCGUGAGCCUCGCUAUGGCUGCCAAGGCAGUGUGGUGAGCUUCCGGCCCUUGAAGAUGCCAGACAUAAGUCAAGACCCAAGUGGUAAAGAUUCUCCCACUACGCAGAAAUACCCUCUGCUGGACAGUUCUCUGGAGGUAGAGGAAGGAGCAGGAAGAUGGCUCUUCUACUCACAUCCAACUAGCAAGAAGCAUAGACUUAACCUAGGCAUCUACUACAACCGGAACCCCUUGGAGGUGACCUGCUGGUCCCGCCCCUGGAUCUUGCGCUAUGGGCCCUGUGGCUACUCUGAUCUGGCUGUUGUGGAAGAACAAGGCUUGUUGGCAUGCUUGUUUGAAUGUGGGAAGGAGCAUGGAUAUGAGCAGAUUGACUUCUGUUUGUUUUCAGACCAAGAGGUCCUGAGCUGUGAUGACUGCACCAGCCCUAGGAACUAAAGCCAAAUCAGGACUGAUGGGUGAGGACCCAACUUUCUGCAGAAGGGAAUGGCAACCACAGCCAGGAUAACAGAAGUCUCUGCUGUCUAUAAAAACCCAAGGACUGAUACUCUGCUCCUUGCAUUUUUUCACUUUCCCUUUCAAUGAUCUAGUGAAAAUUGUACCAUUCAACAAGGUUGUUGAAGUGGGAGUUUGGAGGCCAGGCUUUGGUUUUGGAUCUGCUGGUGGCUUGCAUUAGGACUUUGGAUGAAUCACCUGACCUCUUUGGGCAUCAGAUCUCCGUUUGUAAAGUGAGAAGAUUGGUGUGGGAUCUCUUACCUCUCCAUUAAAAGGAGAGGCCACAUGCUCAAUUUCUGUUCCACAAAUUCUGGGUUCUGAUCUUGAAUGAAAGCCAGAGGCUUUUCUGUUCAGAUGACUCACUGCUCACCUGAUGAGGUGACAUAUAGGUGCUUUGUCCAGAAAAAAAAGAGCUGUAUUGUUGUAUUAUUAAUAAGAAAAAAAUGCUCUCAUCCUUCUAAUCAUGCUGGAGCCCUGCAAGUUCCCUAUCCUAGAAGAUUGAGAAAGCAGAACUGUGAGGUCAGCUGCUUCCUCCAGCAUUGCUGGUGUGUUCAUUUCCCUCAUCCAGAAAACAUUUCCUAGGGAGAAAAACGAGAAAUCCAUGCCAGCUGCCCUUGAUAAUGGUGCUUAUUGCUCUUGAUGCUGUGGCCUCCAUUAAAGAUGAAUCUGAAGGGGCUGAAAGAUGGUUCAGUGGUUAAAAGGACUGGCUGCUCUUCCAGAGGACCUGGGUUCUGGUCCCAGCACCCACAUGGCAGCCCACAACCAUCUCUAACUCCAGGUCCAAAGGCUCCAGUGCCCUCCUCUGGCCUCUGCAGGCACUGCACAUGCAUGGUGCAUACACACACAGAGGCAAUGUGCCACGCACAUUUGGCUGUCCACUGUUUACUGAAGGAUGGUUACAAGCCAUCCUGGCUUGCAGACUUUCCAGUUUGAGGUAAAAUUAUGAGUGCAUAAAUACUCUUCUUUACUUUUAGUGUGAAGCCCAAUGUCACUGAAGACCUCUCUCCACACAGCAGUGGGCCCUCAAGCUCUGCAGUCACCCAAAGUUUUCAGGGCCCUGGGGCCUAUCUCAUGGUGUGGCAACAAUUGCCGAAGCCACUUCAGCUGUCUUCAGGUUGGUAGAAAAGUAGCAAAGACAGGGUGGGUAGUCACACCUGUGAAGGAAAAAGAGAGAGAGAGAGAAAGCAGAAAAGAGGCUUUGAUCUUUGCCUUCAGAGCUUCCCAAUCUGCCCCUUAGGUCUUGAGAACAGAGCAGUCCAGUACGGUAGCUUCUUUGGAAGUGGUCCAACUUUUCUGGACCACUGGGGUUCCAGAGGUGGGUCCUCCUGUCCACUCAGCCUUCUGGCUCUGCUCAUGUUCCUUAAUACUUGCCUCAGGUUAACAUUGCUUGGUGCUGCAUUUGGACCUGUGUCUCUUGGUCAUGAGUCUCUCCACAGAGGGCCAGAGGAUGUCAUGAAGCUUCAGAGUGAACCUAAGAACCCACAGAGAUCAACCUGAGGAAGAGGAUUGAUGAUCUCCAUCCAGCCCUACUGGGCUGAUCACUCUUCUCCAGAGGGCUGUGUCAUCUCUCUGCAGCUGAAGUCACAUCCUGGGCCUCCCAUUGGUCCUUCCGUAGGCUGCCAGGUCAUAUCUGCUGUGUCCUCUAGACCUCUGCUAGUGGGGGUGGAGGAAACCAUUGUCCUUUUUAACCUAGAAUCAAUAAUUUAUCUAUAAAUAUAUGAUUUUCCUACCGCAUUCUGAAUUCCCUGAAAGUAAGCGCUGUCUGAUCCCCAUCUUUGUUCCCGGUCCCCACCAAAGGGUCUGAAAUGGUAAGCAGCAGGAGAGCUAGGCUGAUGGAAUGAGCCAGAGGUUCUUGGCAUACUUCAGCUGCAUUCUCCCCCUGCAGGUCUCCCACAUUCAAACGCUGCUGAACAGUCACCAGAAGUGAGAGCCUGGGGUGCUGGCCUGGUUCCAGGUCGGUCACGAUGCUUCCUGGGGCCGGGCUUAAGUUGGCCCAGUCUUGUCUUGUGAGAUGCCUGAAGCUUAAGCCAAGCUGUGAUGUUUGGGGUUCUCAUUUCACUGGUAUUUCCCUUUUGUUCCUCAUUGGAUUUUCCAUGACCACCACUCCUCCAAGGCUCCAAGGGAGAUGCUGAGCUCCCCAUGUCCUGGGUGUCUUAUCUGGCUCUGUGAUGUCAGCACCAGACACAUCACUGUGCCAUAAACACUACCGUUACUUAGAAGGGCAGUUACAACCUGUGGGUCGCAACCCUUUUCACAGCGGUUACCUCAGACCAUCAGAAAAACCCAUAUUUACAUUACAGUUCAUAACAGUAGCAAAAUUACUGUUAGGAAGUAGCAACGAAAAUAAUCUUAUGGUUGGGGUCACCACAACAUGAACUAUUUUAAAGGGUCACAGCAUUAGGAAGGUUGAGAACUGACUUAGAACCAAUAAAGAUGCUUAAAGGUCGUCAUUCCAGUGAUUAAUGAUCUUUAUUGAUAAGGAAACUGAAAUGACUAUAUUCUUUUUUAUAUUUUAUUUUUAUUAAUUACAGUUUAUUCCCUUUGUAUCCCACCUGUAGCUCUCUCCCUCUUCCCUCUCAACCCCCCCUUCCCUCCCUCUUCUCCACCCAUGCCCCUUCCCCAAUUCACUGAUAGAGGAGGUCCUCCUUCCCUUCCAAAUCUGAUCCUAGUCAAUUAGGUCUCAUCAGGAGUGGCUGCAUUGUCUUCCUCUGUGGCCUGGUAAGGCUGCUCCCCCCUGAUGGGGAGGUGAUCAAAGAGCAGGCCAAUCACUUCAUGUCAGAGACAGUCCCUGUUCCCCUUACUAGGGAAUCCGUUUGGAGACUGAGCUGCCAUGGGCUACAUCUGUGCAGAGGUUCUAGGUUAUCUCCAUGAAUGGUCCUUGGUUGGCAUAUCAGUCUCAGAAAACACCCCUGUGUCCAGAUUUUUUGGUUCUGUUGCUCUCCUUGUAGAGCUCCUGUCCCCUCCAGGUCUUUCUAUAUUCUUAAUA
Molecule: messenger RNA, 4564 nt
Organism: Psammomys obesus (fat sand rat)
Lineage: Eukaryota; Metazoa; Chordata; Mammalia; Rodentia; Muridae
Gene: Neu3
Product: neuraminidase 3
Exons: 3
Coding region: 277-1521 (414 amino acids)
Biological process (GO): ganglioside catabolic process; oligosaccharide catabolic process
Cellular component (GO): lysosome; membrane; cytoplasm
Molecular function (GO): exo-alpha-sialidase activity
Source: RefSeq, a predicted model, not a curated record